CUGAACGACAAAAUGAGACUACCAGCCAUCUCUAUAGCCUCCACACCAGUGUGUAUCCCUGACACACUUCCUGUCCGGCAGAGUCGCUGCCUGGUGGUCACUCCCAUGAUAUUUCCCAGCAUCUCAGACUCUGCCCGGCUGUGGACAAGCAGCCAGAGUAUUCCAAGACUGAACCCUUUACAUCCACCUUUGGUCCCUAAACGUACCGUCAGCCUGGAGACGCCAGCUGUUCACCACCACAACCACCAGAGGACACUAAUUAUGCAGAGAAGAGAGCACCACAGGUAUCAUCAAGUGUGGAGAAAACCUUUCUAUGGAACCAGCACUGAGAGAGAAGAGUACAGGAAGGAGUUACGAGAGCAGUUAAAGAGGCAGAUAGAGGAAAAAUGUGCAGCACUGAAGCUGCAGCUGGCCAGUAAAGAGAAGGAAGCCGAGCAUUUACAAGAAGUGGACCGCCUCGCCCUGUCCAGCGAGAGUGAGCUAAGGAUCCGGCACAGCAAAGCAAUGACAGCAUACAGAGAUGAGAACAAGAGGCUAAUGGAGCAGAGCUGGAGGGACAGAGCACUAACACGCUCCCAGGAGACGCUAAAGGAGAGAGAGCUGCUGCGUCUCAACCCCAUUAACUGGAGUGGAACACUGAAAUAAGCUGAACCUCGACAUCCAGAGUCAAGACUUGAAACCCUGGUCUCGCUGCAGCAUUUGGGGCAUACAUGAGUGACAGAUGAAAAUGGGAUGCAACAUAUAUAAUAAAUGUAAUUAGUGUUGUAAUAGCCAUUGAAAGUACUUUAAAGGGAUAUUUCUAUGAUUUUCUAAACUGGGAAAAACCAAAUGAAGUUUGGCAUCAGAUUAGAGCAUCAGAUUAUUUCCUAUCUUACUUUAAAAAAAUUUUCUUAUCGGCUUUUUUUUUUUUUGGUAAAGUAUCAACAUUGAUACUAGAGAUAUCAUCUUUUUUAUUCUGUGCAUUUUUCCUUGUGCCUACAUUACCCAAAAUACAACCUGGCCACAAAUAGUUCUGUUGGAGAUUUGGGUGUGUUAUGCUAGGAAUGGCUAAUGUAGCCUUGAGCUGCUAACCUCAAGCAGAGAUGAGGAGCAGGAUACAGAGAUAUAGUAGAGUCCAACUCCACAUCCCAAUAUAUUUUUUUUUUUAAACUCGUAGUCUAGUCCCAAACAACAUUUUUCUUAAAUUCAUAUUUCGCACAGCUCCCUCUGGAGAUACAGGACAAUUUUUCACAUCUGCAGCAGCCCUCCCAAUAAUUCUGUCUAAUCAAUGGAGUUUCCCCCUUAAAGUAACAUAAUGCUCCUUUUUUUUUUUUUAACCUUAAAAUAAAAACUUCAAAAUAAUGUUGUUGGUGGAGAAUAAUGUCUAUUUCAUUCCCAUUUCAGGCACCUAACA
This is a messenger RNA of Epinephelus fuscoguttatus (brown-marbled grouper), 1393 nucleotides long. RefSeq lists its product as uncharacterized. NCBI's taxonomy places the organism in Eukaryota, Metazoa, Chordata, Actinopteri, Perciformes, Serranidae. The transcript has 6 exons. The record is from RefSeq and is a predicted model, not a curated record. The coding region runs from base 13 to 645 and encodes 210 amino acids.